GUCAGUCAGAAUUACUGCCAUUUUCCUAUUACCAUCAAAGAGUUCAACUUCAGUGAAGCGCAAUCUGGGAAAGAUCUUUGUGACAGCAAAACUGGUUCCUGUCGAAUGCAUGUGGCCCGAUAUCUGGAUGAAGGAAAUGAUGUUCUGUCUGCCUCAGACUUGAAGAGAGCUUUAGAAAGCAAUCAUGGAUUGAAAGGAACUAAAGCCUGUGUUAUCUCCAUUGACAAUGCAGAGGAACCAAAAAUAAAAUCCAAAAUCCCUCAAGUCAGCCUUCUGAACAACUUCGAAUUUAACAUGGAUUCAAUAAUUGGGAGAAAGGCAUACCAGGUUGGUUGUGGAAGACUCAUUGAGACAAAACCCCUGAAAAAUCAACAUCUUGAUGUGAGAGAAAUGAAAGGUUUCCAGGUUUUAGAAGAAUUUCCGUCACAUGCAGUUGAUACUGGACAAGUUUGUGUGAGAAAAAGAAACCCUAACAACAGAAGUGAAGCUGUCGAUGAGCAGGACCAGGAUCAGACACAACUGGAAAAUGAAUUGUAUGCCUGUCCAGAUCCCUCUUGUCAGAAACAAUAUCUGAGGUCUGCCAAUCUCGAGAAACAUCUUGCUCUGGGGAACCACCUGUACAGAAAAGCAGAGGAAACUGGGAUUGAUUCUGGAAUAAGAAUCUGGGCUGAGAAGUGUUCGGCCAUUCGCGACAAAUACACUCACAUCUGUGAGACAGUAACCUCUCACAGUGAUGAUACCUGUUCCCAAAGUUCAGGAGGGUGGGCAUUAAAAUCUGUAAGUAAAUGCCUCAGGUUCUCGCUAAAUGUAAAAGACUAUGUAAAGCAGAUUUUUGAAAACUGUGAGAAGACAGGAAAACGCCCUAACUACGCAGCCUUAAGUGGAGAACUUAAAAAAGCUUCCGAUGAAAAUGGUUGUCGCCUCUUCAGGCCACAUGAGUGGCUGACUGCAAAUCAGCUAAGAAACUUGUUUGCAUCUUACAUAAAUAAUAAGAAGAAACAGUGCAAAGUCAGAGAGGGACGUACAGAUUUUUCAGUUGAAUUAGUGGAUACAGAGAGCAUUGUGAAUGAUGAACAUCUCCAAGAAAUUGUCAUGAAUCUCAAGGCAGAAGAACAUCAUCAGACUUUAUCAGCUAUGUAUGAAAAUGUGUUGAAUGCUGUAAAUACAUAAUUUUGUGCAUCCAUGGCAACCUUUCUGAUAAAUUUGUAGGUGUGAAAAGUGAAUAUUUUGCAAAUUUAUUCAAAUAGUGUAAGAUAUUUCUCAAGAUACAAAUACCAAUUCCAGCAUUUCGUGAAAUGCACUUAGCAUAUGAAUAUUAUUAGCAUAUUUGUAUUUCCAAUUUAAACACUAGAUAUUUAAAAUUUUGUUUUGUUUGGUAACCAAUUGGUAAACAUUUCUAUGGUAGCUUUCAUGCUAUGUUAGUAAAAAUUGUUCUUUCAAGUUUUGUAUCUCCUUCACAACACAAAUAAUAGUUGCUUAAAGUCAGAUAUAUAUUUAUAUAUAUGUGUAUUAGCAAAGGUAACGAUCUAAAGUAUUCCCAUAGUAUUCGAAGUCUAGCUUGCCUGAAUAUGUCAGAAAAAUUGAAAAAAAAAUGUUUAUAAAAAAUUAUGUUUCCAUGGCAACAUUUGCAUAAUUUUCUUUGUUUUUGUACACCAAUGUUUAUUUGUAAACCAUUUUUAAUUUUAAAUGU
Messenger RNA from Saccostrea cuccullata (small rock oyster), 1690 nucleotides. RefSeq lists its product as uncharacterized. The transcript is spliced from 2 exons. The coding region runs from base 106 to 1170 and encodes 354 amino acids. NCBI's taxonomy places the organism in Eukaryota, Metazoa, Mollusca, Bivalvia, Ostreida, Ostreidae. The record is from RefSeq and is a predicted model, not a curated record.